GAACAUGGGCACCCAGCCACACGCUGUGACCAAGGCAGAGAUCCCUGACUAUGUUCUUUACACCGUAGGAACGUGUGUGCUCAUUAUUGGCUCCAUUGGCAUCAUCGGAAACCUCCUAGUUCUCUAUGCGUUUUACAGCAACAAGAAGCUGAGGACACCCCAAAACUACUUCAUAAUGAAUUUGGCUGUAAGUGACUUCCUGAUGUCGGCUUCUCAGGCACCCAUGUGCUUUGUCAACAGCUUGCACAGAGAGUGGAUACUUGGAGAUAUAGGCUGUGACUUGUACGCUUUCUGUGGGGCACUCUUCGGAAUAACCUCAAUGAUGACUUUAUUAGCUAUUUCUGUUGACCGCUACCUUGUGAUCACCAAGCCCCUGAGAUCCAUACAGUGGACUUCAAGGAAACGCACCAUGCAGAUCAUCGCUAUCGUGUGGCUGUACUCGCUGGGAUGGAGCGUGGCUCCGCUCCUUGGGUGGAGUUCCUAUGUGCCUGAGGGCUUGAUGAUAUCCUGUACAUGGGACUAUGUAACCUACUCCCCUGCAAACAGAAGUUACACCAUGAUUUUAUGUUGCUGCGUGUUUUUUAUUCCCUUGAUAAUAAUAUUCCAUUGCUAUUUAUUUAUGUUCCUGGCCAUAAGACGUACUGGCAGAGAUGUUCAAAAGCUGGGUUCUUGCAGCCGGAAAUCCUACCUCUCUCAGUCCAUGAAGAAUGAAUGGAAAUUGGCAAAAAUUGCUUUUGUAGUCAUCAUUGUGUUUGUCUUGUCCUGGUCUCCAUAUGCUUGUGUCACCUUGAUUGCCUGGGCAGGUCGAGGCAACACCCUAACACCAUAUUCCAAAUCUGUGCCAGCAGUUAUUGCCAAAGCUUCUGCAAUCUACAACCCCAUCAUAUAUGCAAUAAUUCACCCAAGAUACAGAAAAACCAUUCACAAUGCUGUUCCCUGCUUGAGGUGCUUGAUACGAAUAUCGAAGAAUGACCUCCUAAGAGGCUCCAUAAAUGAGUCAUCAUUCAGGACCUCUCUCUCCAGCCAUCAGUCUCUUGCUGGCAGGACCAAGAGCAUUUGCAUUUCAUCAGUUUCCACUGGAGAAGCCACCUGGAGCGAUGUACAGCUUGACCCUGUAGAGCCAGCUCAUAAGAAACUGCAGCCUCGCCGAAGUCAAUCUUUCUCAACAAGUCUGAGACAGGAGAAGAGAGACCUGCUCCCAAAGACCUGCAGCUGUGAAGUGGCAACUGCAGAAAAGGUUUCUUUCUCCUCCAGUUGUUUGGAGAAGAUGCUUGGGUGGCCAGUCCUACACAGUCCCCCUGCAACACUCGUGACCAGCUCCCUAAAAGCAGCUUCUCUGCCCGUUGGUUUGAAUAGCAGCAGUGUCAGCAGAGAAGGAGACUCGGACACUUCACAGAUGGCAACUCAAGAAAGUCAAGUUAAUGGAGUCCUGAGCUCUAUCAUUAGCAAUACAGUCCCUCGCAUUAUCAUCAUUCCUACCUCAGAGACCAACAUAUUUCGAGAGGAAUUGGAAGAGGAGGAGAAUGAAUUAUUUCACUUUAAUGACAAAAAGGGCAAUCUGCUGGACUUGGAAGGGCUUAGCUCAUCCAUGGAGUUCCUUGAAGUUGUUGAGAAAUUUCUAUCGUAA
Leptosomus discolor (cuckoo roller) is the source of this 1627-nucleotide messenger RNA. Lineage: Eukaryota; Metazoa; Chordata; Aves; Leptosomiformes; Leptosomidae. The record is from RefSeq and is a predicted model, not a curated record.